Messenger RNA from Polistes canadensis, 1217 nucleotides. RefSeq names its product glutaredoxin-3 (gene Grx3). NCBI's taxonomy places the organism in Eukaryota, Metazoa, Arthropoda, Insecta, Hymenoptera, Vespidae. The transcript is spliced from 3 exons. The record is from RefSeq and is a predicted model, not a curated record. The coding region runs from base 227 to 895 and encodes 222 amino acids.
UGCCUACCAUAUUUUUGUCGCUGAUUGUAUCCUAGACGACCAAUCACAAAGCUUGGUAAUUCUAAACCUCCAUGAAAGCGAUAAUUCUGGUCGCGUAGUCGUAAUUGUCGUGAUGUUCGUGGCUGUUCAUCGUGUGUGCCAAAGAAAGAGACAAUUACCGGUUAACAUUUAUUUAGAAUAAUACAUAUUUUUUCAUUGUUCUAAUUUAAUAUUAACAGGUGACAAGAUGACUGUCCCAAUUAUAAAAACUACACCUGAAUACGUUGAAUUUAUCAAGUCCAAAGAUCUAUCGGUUAUACAUUUCUUUGCACCAUGGGCACAACAAUGCGGUCAAAUAAACGAUGUUCUAGAAGAAUUGGUAUUAUUGAAAGAUUACGAAAAUGCUAAAUUUGCGAUGUUAGAAGCUGAGGAAUUACCAGAAAUUUCUUUAAAAGCUGGAAUUACCGCAAUACCAACAGUUUUAUUGUAUAAAAAUGAAGAAAUAAUAGAUAGAAUUGAAGGGGUUAAUACAGGAAUGUUAAUUGAUAGAGUAAAAUAUCAUAUAGGCAACGAUGAUCCGACUCCUUUAACAGAAGGAAUAACUUUGGGAGUCAGAUUAAGAAGGCUUACAAAUUAUGCACCUUGUAUGGUCUUCAUGAAAGGAAGUCGUGAACAUCCACGCUGUGGUUUUUCAAGAACUAUGAUCGCCCUUCUUGAUUCUCAUAGAACAGAAUAUCAAACCUUUGAUAUAUUAACUGAUAAUACGAUCAGAGAAGGUUUAAAGAAGUUUAGCGACUGGCCAACUUAUCCACAAUUGUAUAUUAAUGGCGAAUUUAUUGGUGGAUUAGAUAUAGUCAAAGAAAUGAGUAAUUCGGGUUACUUAGACAGUAUGUUACCUAAAAAAAGUACCUCCUAAAAUAGAAGUUAAAAUAGGACCGCAGCUAACUAAUUAUAUCCAUAUUUCCUAGAAUUAUCUAAUACAACAUUUUUAUCUUCAACUGAAAACAAUUUUUGCUUAAACGAUAUAAUAACAUUUACGAAUUUAAAUAGAAAUUAUUCUAUAAUGCGUCAUUAUUUGUUAAUAUUUUUUACCAAGAAUGAAUUAAAAAUGUCAUUUUUACGUUGUCAUAUAAAAUGCAAACGUUUCAACUAUGGAUAUAAAGCAUGCGUUUUAUGAUUUCGUAUCUUUUUUUUGUUAUAACAUAUUGAAUACGAAAAUACAACAAAAUUAAUAUUAA